Messenger RNA from Mytilus trossulus (common blue mussel), 1475 nucleotides. Its product is annotated as methionyl-tRNA formyltransferase, mitochondrial-like. Gene Ontology annotation, molecular function: methionyl-tRNA formyltransferase activity. Gene Ontology annotation, cellular component: mitochondrion. NCBI's taxonomy places the organism in Eukaryota, Metazoa, Mollusca, Bivalvia, Mytilida, Mytilidae. The record is from RefSeq and is a predicted model, not a curated record. The transcript has 11 exons. The coding region runs from base 180 to 1475 and encodes 431 amino acids. Gene Ontology annotation, biological process: conversion of methionyl-tRNA to N-formyl-methionyl-tRNA; biosynthetic process.
UUUCAACUUUCAGUACCAGAAACUUGUACAUGUUGUAGAAAAUGAUAAACAGAAAAUACGUUUUAUAGUCACUACAGAGUUAAGUUGGAAGUAAUGUACAUGUUGGAGAAACAUUCUGCAACAGCAAUGUGCGAAGGAUAUAUUGUGAUCUAGUACUAUUUAUUUUAUAAAUAAAGAAUAUGAACAUGAUGAAGAUUUAUCAAACUACCUACUGUAUGUACAGGGCCCUAAGGCUACAAUUUAUAAGAUUGUCAUCCAAUUCUACCAGUUGUCACAGCUACAUUAGAGAAACAGACACUGCAUCUGAUAAACACACAUUAAACCUGCAGAACAUUUCUGUGGGGAGUUAUUUCAAUCAUCAAAACAGAAGGAGAAUACUAAAGGGACAUAACUAUUGUGCAUGUUGUGGAAGAUAUAUUCAAAGACGACACUGCAGUAGUUUUGUGAAUGGAAAGAAUCAAGAUGGUCCCUGUUCAUCACCUCCAUGGAAAAUAUUGUUUUUUGGAACUGACCAUUUCUCUCUUUUUACCUUAAAAUGCUUAAAUGAGAAUAGAUUGCAAGAUAAAGACAGUGUUGUUGAAAGUUUAGAAGUUGUAACUGGCAAAGAAAAAAAAUCUAUAAGACGUUAUGCUGAGCAAGCAGGAUUAGUAGUUCAUAAUUGGCCACUGGUUGUACCUGAUGGUAAAUACGACGUUGGAGUAUUGGUAUCAUUUGGAAGCUUAAUCCCUGAAAAAGUUAUAAAUAGCUUUCCAUAUGGUAUAUUAAAUGUUCAUCCAAGUUUACUACCAAGAUGGAGGGGAGCCUCACCACUGGUACAUACCAUACUAAACGGAGACAAAGAGACAGGGAUAUCUAUAAUGGAAAUUAGACCCAAACAUUUUGACACUGGACCUGUGUUGAUACAAGAAAAGUUCCCAGUGCCUCCAGACUGCACAACUAGACAGUUACAUAAUAUGUUAGGACCUAUAGGAGGGAAAAUGUUAUUAAAGUGUUUAUUCAAUCUAUCAACCCUUGAGAGACAAGAAGUUCCUCAGACUGAACAAGAAGUUACCUAUGCAAACAAAACAAAACCAGAGAUGACCUAUAUAGACUGGGAAAACCAGACUAGAGAGAGUAUUAAUAGACAAUACAGAGCUUUACAUGAAGAUUUUCCACUGAAGAGUCAUUAUGGUAAAGUUCUUGUCAAGUUAAAAAGUAUGGUUCCUGUGACAGAUGAGACAGAUGAAAGUAUAUUGUAUCACUACGGCAACACACACCUCAAUCUGCCCCCAGGAACACCAUGUUAUGGGAAAAACAGUAAGAUUUGUUGGAUCAAAUGUAAGGAUGGUUGGGUUGGAUUCAAAGAGUUUAUCAUUAAGAAGAAGUUGACAGCCAGUGACUUUUAUAGUGGUUAUCUGAUAAAUGACAUGUAUAAAAACAAUGUGUUCACUAGAUAUAGAAAUCAUUUGUCUGAGCGUGUAUCAGAUUGCAGCUAA